GGCAGGGCUGCUGCUUCUGCAGCUGGUGUUGUCGAGCUGUCAAAGAGAAGACAAACUGUCAACCACAUAGUUAUUGUUGGGUUAAUCUUGCCCCAGGUUUUUCAGAGAAGAUGGAGCUGAUAUGGGGUGGGUUGCACACCCCGUGACAUGCAGACUGAAGCAAGAAUCUCGCACCUUGCAUCUCUUCUCCAACAACACAGCCGCCCGCUGCCAUGGCCUCGAGUUAUCCACCCCCCUUUGAAGGCGCAGGUGAAGUGAAGGAGGGCUUUCUUUGCCCACUGUGCCUCAAGGACCUCCAGUCAUUCUACCAACUCCAAGACCACUAUGAAGAGGAGCACUCCGGGGAUGACCGCCAUGUUAGGGGACAGCUCAAGAGUUUGGUUCAGAAGGCAAAGAAAGCCAAAGACAAGCUGCUGAAAAGGGACGGAGAUGACAGACCGGAUACAGGCAGUUAUGAGUCCUUCUACUAUGGUGGAGUGGACCCCUACAUGUGGGAGCCUCAGGAACUGGGAGCAACUAGAAGUCACCUGGACUUCUUUAAAAAACACCGAGCAGCCAGGAUAGAUCACUAUGUCAUUGAGGUCAACAAGCUCAUCAUCAGACUGGAAAAGUUGACAUCGUUUGAUAGGACCAACUCAGAUGCCGCCAAAAUCAGAGCCAUUGAGAAGUCAGUUGUGUCAUGGGUGAAUGACUCGGAUGUCCCGUUCUGUCCCGACUGUGGAAACAAGUUCAACAUCCGGAACAGGCGGCACCACUGUCGUCUCUGUGGGUCCAUCAUGUGUAGGAGGUGCAUGGAAUUUGUCCCCUUACCUUUGGCUCAAAAGCUGAUCAGUGGGACACGAGAGGCCCUGUGCGUACCUGGGAGCCCCGUUCAGUCCCAGUCUUCCGCAGCAGGAGGCGGCGGCGGCGGGAUGGGCUCCAGGAGAGGCAGCAUCAGCAGCCUGAGCAGCGUUACCUCCAUGCUGGAGGAGAGGGACGACGAGAAGAUUCGCUGCUGUCACCACUGCAUGGACACACUGCUGAAGAGGCAGCAGAAGUUGGAAGAGAAGGACCACGUGCCAGAUAUAGUGAAACUUUACGAGAGGCUGAGGAUGUGCAUGGAAAAGGUGGAUGAAAGGGCUCCAGAAUACAUCAGAAUGGCAGAGUCUCUCAAUGCUGGAGAGAUCACUUACAAUCUUGACACUGCUGGUGGACUGAGACUGGAAGUACAGAAAUACUACGAACUAAUCGAUGCCCUGAGUAAAAAGAUUUUAACACUAAACACAAAAGAUGAUCCACCACCGCAUCCAAAGGUCCUCCAGCUGCAGAAGAUGAUCCGCUAUACAGCCACACUGUUCGUCCAGGAGAAGCUGUUGGGUCUCAUGUCUUUACCCACUAAGGAGAAAUAUGAAGAGCUGAAAGAAAAGAGGAGACAGGAACAAGAGAAGAGACUCCAACAGGAGAGACUGGCAACCCAGGAGACCCUGAAGAGGAGGCAAGAGUCUGAGAAAAACCGUCCACCUCCCAGCACCAACGGAGAGCUGCCUCAGGCCCCUAGAGCUCCACGCAUGACCAAAGCUGGUGGUUGGUUGCCCUCCGCAGACUCGGCCAACGCACGCAGCGAGCUGGAGGACCCCCUCCUGCAGCAGAUUGAGAACAUACAGUCAUUCCUUCGACAGGCACGGGAGGCCCAGAGGACAGAUGAGGUAGCCAUGUUGGAGGAGAACUUGCGUCAGCUGCAGGAUGAAUACGACCAGCAGCAGACCAGCCUGGCCAUCACACUCUCCCAGAAGCUGGCUGAGGAGGAGAGCUUGCAGCAGGGUGAGCUCCAUCGUCUGGAAGCCCGGGAGAGGGAGGAGAGGGGGCAUUGGGGCCCUGCUGUGGGGUCCACUCAGCCUCCCAUCACGUGGGAGAGGUCUCUGGACAUCAGUCCGGCAGGGGGCUUCCAAGGAGAGGAAAACACUGAGACAGAGGACCUGACUCCUAAAGCUGAGAGGAGUCCAUCCUCCAUAAGGGCAUUCCCUGCUCUCACAAACCAGGAGGACUCACCUCCCAGGCUAAGGAGCUUAGGGGGGCAUGUAACCCCCCCUGGUGGUGAAGGACAGAACAGCACCUCCCUCAACCCUUUCGAUGAGGAGGACUCUACUCCCGUUGAGGAGGAUCCAUCCAACCCCUUCUUCGAGGACAUCAAGAGGGAACACAAAGAGGUAACCAAUGGGAGAAAAGAAUAUAAUCCAUUCGAUGAAGAGGAAGACGUCGAGGAGGACAAACAGGUGGCUGAGGUCGUACCUGGGAACCCCUUUGAUGAGGAGGACAAUAAUGAUGCAGGCAACCCCUUCCUGGAGGCCUCUGGGAAUUCUCCAGAAGUCUCGACCAACCCUUUUGACGGGGACGAUGACGACGAAGUUUUGCCCGAUGUGGACAUGAUAGAGGAGGAGCUGCUGCUGCAGCAGAUCGACAACAUUAGGGCCUACAUUUUUGACGCCAAGCUCAGUGGCCGUCUCGAUGAGGUGGAGCUCCUGUCAGAGAACCUCAGAGAGCUACAGCACACCCUACAGGAACAGAAGAAAAAGAAGCACUGACACCUUUCUCUCAACUACCACCCCCCCCACCCCCCCCUUACCCUCUACUAAUCAAGUCCUGCAAGGCUAGCUCACUUUACGUGACUUAUGAGCCCACUGAUUUUAGUUUGGGUGAGGUCUGCUGCACCACAACAAGAUUAGGCUAGUCCCACUGUGAAGUACGUACUACAGCUCAGUCGUCUGGAGUUAGUCCCCUAAUUUCCAAACAUGUUUCUAAACCACUUAUCCUGUACAGGGUCACAGACGGCUGGAGCCCAUCGCAGCAUGCACAGUUUUUAAGCACUGCAAGUAAAAAUCCAUUUGCACAGGCAUGUUGCUGAAGAUAUUAAUCCUGUUGUAUCAGUGCAAACAUGAACAAUGGAACACAGGAGAUUUUUUAACAAGACAGUAGGAUGAUUGUUUGAGUUAAGUGUGGCCGUGGGUGAAAGUCAGGAUGUAUGAUUUGGCUCUGGCAGAAGUUAUGAACAAAGUCAAAAUGUAAUUAUGGCUGACGCUGAACAAACGGGAGCCAUUAAGCAGUUGAUGCGUGUCAUAAAUAUAUAAAUAAAUAGUUUCUAGGACUUUUUUUUUGCCAAAUUAAGUUCAAAAUCUCCAUCAACUUAGCACUGCACUCCUAUAAUAUUGUCGGACGCAAAAUGGACAGUUUUUUAAAAGUGGAUCACAAUCAAUGCAGCAGAACCAGAUAUUGCCUUUUUUAUUUCACAAUUCACAUAAUUCCUCUUCCUUGUCGGGCUGCAGAGGUGUAGGCUCACUCCUUUCCAACUCCACACCCCCAGAUUUAAUUGAUUUUCAAACGUGUCCCGGCUGAAGCUGACUGAAGUGACAUCACGUGAGGAAGUUGAUCUGAUUGUUCGCGCUGCUCUCUCUCUCUCUCUCGCCCUGUAAACCGACUUUGGUGUGUAAAAUCAGUGGAGUUCUCCUUUAAUUGCAGCGAUAUUAGAGGCAUAUUGUUGUUGUACCUACAACUUUAGUUUAUUCAUGGUAAUUGAAGUUUGUGAAACAAACCAAACAUUAUUAUUCUCACUGGGCCGUGAUCCACGUGACCAUCUAAAUUGAAUUUGAUGAGAAACAAAUAAGCCUUUUAUGACCAUAUUUGGGCAGCCCUAGUGUCUGAAUGAAACUCAUCACUGAAUAGUUUGUUUGAAUUGUUUAUAUAUUAAAAAUUUAAUCACAGGCUUAAAUCACUGAUUGUUGUUGCAGGGCCUGUGACCACUUUGUGUUAUAUAUUUAUAAGGGAAAUUAAGGGCACAUUACAGAAAAUCAAGCCAUUCUUGUUGCUCCUGUUAUGAAACUGUCAGCCAUGCUAACUAUGAUGACAUUAUCACAAAGAAAACAUUUGUCUCCAAUUCUGGCAGUGAGAGUAACUACACAAGCACUGUCAAAGCGCUUAUGGCCCCAUACUCUACCAUACUUCCAGUUGCUGUAGCCUACUACAUCACUACGGUUGCUCCCCUUUCAGCUCCAGCAAACCCGUCAUUGCUGGUUGACGUAAAACAUCGCUUCCAGAGUGCCUGCGCUGGAAUGUCACCACAGACACCAGCUUAAAAAAUUCUGCUUUGAUGAAACACAAAGAUUUACCUGGUGGUGAUAAGCUCAAUCUGCUUUGUGUGAACUUAUCUGGCAAAGGCUGCAAUGUAAUGUCAUGUAAAAGUCCUGCACUCCAGUUUUAACCUUUAAUCAUACUGUUAAUAACCACAUCUACAAUUGAAGUAUUCAUUCUAACAGCUGCUUAUUUCUGUUUCAGUGAAAGUUGCUUUGUCUGUGCAGCUGGAUUUAAAUGAUCAUGGAAACUUGUCCCUGUUAAGUGACAUUUUCUCUGUCUGUAUGCAUAGUUUAGAUGAAAAUUUUACUGAAGCUGAUUCAGUUUGUUAAUCCUUUUUUUGUGCAUCUUAUUCAUGUGAAGUUGGUCUUGGCAUGGUUGCAUUUUAGACCCUCGUUUUUUUUUUUUUUUUUUUUUUAAAUGCAUCUGAAAUGCCACAGUGAGCCAAGCGAACCAAAUAUUUUCCACGUCCUGUGCGGCCCUGCAAGGUUGUGAUCUUAUCGUUUACAGGGGCACUACUGAUCCAACUGAGCAUUCAGGUUGCAUGAUUCAUGUGUCUGUGUUUCUUUGUUUGAGGCUGGUCUUUCUACCGAGCGAGUGGCCAGGCUUGUCUUCCUGCUUUCAUGUUUUAAACAUGUGGACAUAUUACAAAGUCUCAAGACAUUGUGACAAGAUCUGUGAUGUGAAGCAUGAUAUCUGUUUAAUGGUUCAUCCAUCCAGCUCUCGCCAUGAACAUUCUACCACUACGCCACUAUUUGCCAAGGCCACACCGUAGACAGCUAAAGUCAACAACUAAGACACCAGAAUUCACUAAAAUCCCAGUGUGUACAGAAGUAAAUCCAUAUUUGUAAAGAACAACUAAAUUCUUAGGUCAAAGUAACAUUUUAGACACAAGGUUUUUUGUCAGAUAAAUUAACACUACAUGAAUGCCAGCAAGUAUUAUCGCUCACAGUGCUGCUAAGUGCUUACAUUGAUUUGUCAUAGUGCUCUUCUGUCAGUCAGGGUGUCCAUGUCCGUCUUCAUAGACAUAAACAGUGUUUCUGCAAUCCGCUGAUCUCACACACACCUGUGACGUCCACAGAUUUUAAGCAAGAUAUGUGAUACUGUAACCGUUUGUGUGACAGUGUGAAUAACUUUAGGAGCUUCUUUAAUGUGUUAGCAGUUGAUUUUAGCAACACCUCUGCAUUUAAAAUAGUAACUGCGAAAUGUAAACAUUUUGGAAGCACAGACAUCAGUUUAUUAACUUUACAAAAUUCCAUCUCAGCACCAAUAAAAAAAUGUUGUCUCUAUAAAAUGUUUGCAUUUCUCAUUCCUGUCAUAAAUA
This is a messenger RNA of Chelmon rostratus (copperband butterflyfish), 5425 nucleotides long. RefSeq names its product rabenosyn-5. The transcript has 12 exons. Gene Ontology annotation, molecular function: metal ion binding. The record is from RefSeq and is a predicted model, not a curated record. NCBI's taxonomy places the organism in Eukaryota, Metazoa, Chordata, Actinopteri, Chaetodontiformes, Chaetodontidae. The coding region runs from base 213 to 2561 and encodes 782 amino acids.